AUGAAAAAGAACAUCUGCUAUCGGCAACGAAGGAGAAAAGAAGCCUACGACGAUUGCGUACUCGAGGACUCCUUGACCCAAGGUGACUGGCACAUCGAGGAGGACCUAAACGUGGACUACGAGAUGCUGCUCAGAGGAUUACGAGCCUGUGCUGAGCGUGCCUCGAAGCCGCGCACGACAAACUUGGAUCGAAUUUCAAAGACCACCAAGGAAUUGUUGGAAAGAAGAAGGGCUUUGAGGCUUGAUCCGAAUGCAUCGCACAUUGAGGGGUUAGUAGCAAACACUAGCUGCAGAAAAGCGUUGCAGGAGGAUCUUCUGAAAUACAAGCAGAAGAAGAUUCUGAAAACAGCACAAAGAAGAACGAGUCUAAAGAAGUGCCGCAGUGAUCUCCGCGAAUAUAAUAUUCCGCUAGCAAGCUUGCUGAGCGAAGACGGGAUUCGCACGUCUUCUCGUCGUGAGAUGGAAGUAAUUACGGAGAAGUUCUACUCGAACCUUUUCCGUUCAUCAACUCCUGUGUCAAGCCCGAUCAUCCCCACUGGUGAAGCUCCGCCACGGAUUCUCCCUUCGGAAGUACGAGUCGCUAUCAAGAGCAUGAAAUCUGGCACAGCCCCCGGCCCUGAUUUUAUAUCAGCAGAAGUUCUUCGGGCUGGUGGCCAUCCGCUUCAUGUAAUCUUAGCAGCGCACAUGACAUCCUAUCUUCAGAAAGAAAGGAUCCCAGACCAGUGGAAGACCUCGCGAACCGUUCUUAUCCAUAAGAAAGGUGACCGAGAGAACCUUCGGAACUACCGUCCGAUAUGCUUACUGAGCGUGUUAUACAAAGUAUUCACCAAGAUCAUCCUCACGCGCAUAUCUAGGACGCUGGAUGAAGCCCAGUCUCAAAAACAAGCUGGAUUCCGCCAGGGAUUCAGCUUGUUCUUGUUCAGUUUGGUUCAGGGGGUUCAGCUGCUUGGACCACAUCCAGGCCGUAUCGUGGGUCAUAGAGGUUUGCAGGGAAUACCGCCUGCUCCUUGUUCUAACUUUCGUCGACUAUGA
Molecule: messenger RNA, 1032 nt
Organism: Necator americanus (New World hookworm)
Lineage: Eukaryota; Metazoa; Nematoda; Chromadorea; Rhabditida; Ancylostomatidae
Exons: 1
Coding region: 1-1032 (343 amino acids)
Source: RefSeq, a predicted model, not a curated record